Messenger RNA from Alternaria atra, 1668 nucleotides. RefSeq lists its product as uncharacterized. Gene Ontology annotation, molecular function: RNA helicase activity; nucleic acid binding; ATP binding. The transcript has 2 exons. Lineage: Eukaryota; Fungi; Ascomycota; Dothideomycetes; Pleosporales; Pleosporaceae. Bases 1 to 1668 code for a protein of 555 amino acids. The record is from RefSeq and is a predicted model, not a curated record. Gene Ontology annotation, cellular component: mitochondrion.
AUGUCUGCACCACCGAAGCGCAAGUGGCCUCGCGGCAGAGGCGGAGGUGGCGGCGGCGGUGAUCGUGCGAACGGUGCCCCUGGGCGCGGCGGGCCUACGAAUCCUCGCUCGACCAUGUCGCAGCAGCCAAAACGUCCUAGAGUUGAAGAUGCACAGCCGAAGCCCGAGACCGGUGUCGACGUGCGGCAGAUGUACAGCACUGCGGCUGGCGAUGCGGCACCGAAACCUUUCUCCGAUUUGAAGAACAAGCUACACCCAGCAUUGCUCAAUGGCUUGGAUAAGAUGGGCUUUGAGUUUAUGUCUCCAGUCCAACAAAAGGUUCUCACCCAACUACCCACACUGUCCUCCGACUGCGUUGUACAGGCAAAGACAGGUACGGGCAAGACAGUAGCCUUCCUACUACCUGCGAUCCAGAACCUCCUAGCCGGUAAUAUGCCUCGGAAAGGCAAGGUCGCCAUCCUCGUCGUCUGUCCUACGCGCGAGUUAGCUCUACAAAUUGCGAAAGAGUGCAACGGUGUCACAGCGUGUCUGCCUCAAAAGAUGGAGUGCCACACUGCGUUCGGCGGCACUUCCCGUGCUUCUAACCUCAAAGCCUUCAUGAACGGCAACCCUACCGUUCUGGUCGCUACCCCUGGCCGUCUUGACGACAUCCUGGGUGAAGAGCAAGUCCGCGAGAAGUUCUCCGAUCUGAAAACGGUGAUCUUGGACGAAGCGGACCAGAUGCUCGAUGCCGGAUUCGCACCUGCGGUCAAGAAGAUUCUAAGGCGCAUCCCACCAAAGAACGAUGGCUGGCAGGGAAUGUGCUUCUCCGCAACACUACCCAAAGAAGUUCUCGAUAUUGCUAAGAUUGUCCUGUUCCCUGGUUACACACAUCUCUCGACUGUCGAUCCGAACGAGGUGCCGACCCAUGAGCGCGUACCACAGUUCUUCUUCUCUGUUCCCACUGUUGGUCAAACUUUCCCUGCGUUGUCAGCCUUGAUUGAAGAGGAAUACAACAAGAACCCCACCGACUUCAAGGCCAUCGUCUUCGGUACCACCGCGAACGGUGUCGGACUACUCUACGACCUAUACCGAAAUGCGCUGCCACAAUUCAAGCUAUUUGAGCUGCACAGUCGCAUGUCUCAGCCUGCUCGCACGCGUACGACCCAGGACUUCAAGGAUGCCCAAAGCGGUAUCUUGUUCGCAUCCGAUGUCGUCGGUCGCGGUAUGGAUUUCCCUAAUGUUGGUCUGGUCGUCCAGCUGGGUCUUCCUUCAAGCACUGACCAGUACGUUCAUCGAGUCGGUCGAACAGCUCGUGCCGGCAAGGAUGGGCGUGCUGUUCUAGUUCUCUUUGAGCAAGAAGCCUUCUUCCCCAGGAUCAACAAGACGUUGCCCAUCAACCCCUACCCUGUUGACCUAGUGUCACGUCUACCCUCGCACCAGGCGAACAUUGACCGAGCCUUCGUCAACGUUGAUGAAGUAGCCAAGUCAAAGGCAUAUCAGGCAUUCCUUGGUUACAACAAGACCUUCGUCAAGAAACUGCAGAUCAGCACAGCUGAUUUGGUUCGUUUGGCAAAUGAUUACGCAUAUACGAUGGGCUGCCCGGAGCCGCCUAUGUUGGAGAAGUCGACCGUUGGCAAGAUGGGUCUCAAGGGAGUACCAGGUCUGAGGAUUGGGUCUCGAAGAUGA